Pectinophora gossypiella (pink bollworm) is the source of this 6517-nucleotide messenger RNA. It is a transcript of the gene gpp, whose product is annotated as histone-lysine N-methyltransferase, H3 lysine-79 specific. The record is from RefSeq and is a predicted model, not a curated record. The transcript is spliced from 18 exons. Gene Ontology annotation, biological process: regulation of transcription regulatory region DNA binding; DNA damage checkpoint signaling; DNA repair. Gene Ontology annotation, molecular function: histone H3K79 methyltransferase activity. Bases 164 to 3925 code for a protein of 1253 amino acids. Gene Ontology annotation, cellular component: nucleus. NCBI's taxonomy places the organism in Eukaryota, Metazoa, Arthropoda, Insecta, Lepidoptera, Gelechiidae.
CUAAAGUCCGCCAUGAUUAGAAAUAAAUUUCAACAUGGCGCACGGUUGUUCGGAGUGUGUGUGUGUGAAAGUGCAGUGAAAUUAUGUUAAAAUCAAGUGUUUUUAGUGAUAAUUUUAGUGUAUAAGUGAAAAGUGUGUGCUUUAAUGCAGCGUCUUUCUUAUAAUGGCAUUGGAUUUACGCCUGCACUCUCCUGCAGGCGCGGAACCUGUUGUUUAUACAUGGCCCCUCACUUCAGGUCAUGGCUCGGACAAACACGAUGGGGCCUUGGAGAUAGUAGAAACUAUAAGGUGGGUCUGCGAAGACCUGCCAGAAAUGAAGUCAGCACUAGAGAAGAACAUCCUGUGCGACUUCGACACGCAUUCGUACGACAGCAUGCGAGCUCUCUGCGACCGCUUCAACCGCGCCAUAGACUCCGUAGUCGCCCUGGAAAAAGGUACUUCGCUACCAGCUCAGCGGCUAAACAAGCAUCCAUCAAGGGGUUUACUCAAGCACAUCUUGCAGCAGACGUACAACCAAGCAGUCGCCGACCCGGAAAAAUUAAAUCAAUACGAGCCCUUCUCUCCAGAGGUAUACGGUGAGACAUCGUACGAGCUGGUAUGUCAGAUGAUCGACCAGAUAGAGAUCACAGCGGAUGACGUGUUCGUGGACCUCGGCUCGGGUGUGGGGCAGGUCGUGCUGCAGAUGGCAGCCGCCACGCCCUGUCGCGUCUGUCUCGGCGUCGAGAAAGCAGAGGUCCCUAGCAAAUAUGCAGAGAGUAUGGAUACUUACUUCAGAACGUGGAUGCGGUGGUACGGAAAAAAGUGCGGAGAGUACAAAUUGAUAAAAGGCGAUUUCUUGAUGGAUGAACACAGAGAGAAAAUAAAUGCGGCUACAAUAGUAUUCGUAAAUAAUUUCGCAUUCGGGCCCCACGUAGAUCACCAAUUGAAAGAGAGAUUCGCCGAUUUGAAAGAUGGUGCGAAGAUAGUGUCAUCGAAGAGCUUUUGUCCGCUGAAUUUUCGGAUAACAGACCGGAACCUGAGUGACAUCGGCACGAUCAUGCACGUCAGCGAGAUGUCGCCGCUCAAGGGGUCCGUCUCCUGGACGGGGAAACCAGUCUCCUACUAUUUACAUAUUAUAGAUAGGACCAAAUUGGAGAGAUACUUUCAAAGACUGAAAAAUCCGAAACUCAAGGUCAGCAAAAGGGGCGCGCAGAACGGUUGCGAGGACGGCGAAGGUAGCAAGCGGCACCUGAGCGCGCCGCCCACGCGGCAGCCCACGCCCGACCUGCUGAACGGGAACAGCAACCACAGCACCGGAUCACUGCCCGAGCGGAGGAGGAAGGUGGCUCGACAGAGAGCUGUCAGGGGUGAGAACGGUCGCACGCGGUCUCGAGCUGUGGCCAAGAGGAGAGUGGCGCGCCGCUCGAGCGACGACAGCGACGAGGAGUCCAGCGGCACCGACGAGCCGCCCGCGCCCGAGCCCGCGCCGCGCGAGUGGGGCGCGCCCUGGGCCUCCUCCUCCGACUCCAACCGUAGCCGGCGGCCGGCGGCCAAGCGCAGCGCGUCUGCGGGCGGCGCGAGGCGGCGGGCGGCGCGCGCCAAGCGGCGCCGCGCCGCGCCCGCCGCCAUCGCCGGCCUCGACCUGCUGCACUCCACCACCGUCGCCUCCACCCUGCACAAUGGCGCGGUGACGGCGCCGCCGCCGGGCUGCGUGGAGCAGCGUCUGUCGGCGCUGGGCGUGGCGCUGCAGCCGGCGGAGCGCCUGCACUCGGAGCUGGACAUCCCGCGCUCGCCGCACACGCCCUACUCGCUGCAGCUGCUGCUCGACAUGUUCCGCGACCAGUACCUCGCCUUCAUACAGCGCAUGAACACGCCCGACUACGCGCGGGAUAUACGCCAGCAGAUUGAUAAGGAGAAGGAAAGGAAUCAGAAAUUGAAAUCCCGAGCAUCACAGUUAGACAAACAAAUCAGCGUGCUUAUCAGUGACAGCGUGGCUCUACUGAAGGCGCGAAUGAGUGAGCUCGGCAUACAUGCCAACAACACAGUGGAUCUCCUCGCCAAGGCGAAAGAAAUCGUCGGGCGGCAUAAGGAGCUGCAAAGCAAAGCCAGUAAACUGCAGGCGCAAGUUAACAAUAUAGAAGCUGAACAGGCGGUCCUUAUUAAACAGCGCACCUUUGAAAUAACAGAAAAGUAUCGGCAGCUCGGUCAUAUACCUCCAGACACCGAAGUAACGCAGAAUAUGGCUCACGAUUGUAUAUUGAAAGAGAUCUCAGCUACACUUGCGCACAGGAAGCGGUUACAUGCACAGGUUGGACACUUACAAAGUGAGAUAGUGCAGUUGGAAAGGGCUAGUGAGCAGCAAAAAGUAGUAGCGACCACUGUUCCCGUCGCUACUGUGAAGCCGCACACUGUGAACAACAAGCCGAGGAAGUCCCGGGAACAUAGGUCGCGGUCGCAGGAGUGGCCCGACGUGCCCGACAUCGGCAAGAUCGAGGAGAACAAUCCAGAGUUACUUGCCCAAAAAAUACUAGAGACUGGUCGGCAAAUAGAGGCUGGCAAGCUGAUCAAGCCAAACGUUAUAGUUAAUGGAUAUACAAGGGAGCCCGAUAAAUAUAUCGACCAUCAUAGGCUGGCGAAGGCGGCGACGCCGGUGCACCGCGCGCCGCCGCAGCCGCCGCGCGGGCCGGCGCCGCCGCUGGCGCACCGCCAGUCGCCCGUCAAGCCGCAGAAGCCCCUCAACGUCGUCUCCAAGGUCCAAGAGUCGCCCAAAGUCAUCAACUUCGAGGACCGCCUCAAAAGCAUAAUAACUUCGGUCCUCAACGAGGAUCAGGAGCAACGGAAAGCAACGCGCCCCACCGCACCUGGCCAUCCCUAUACAAACGGCUACGUGCGGCAACCUAAUGCACAGCAUAACCCUUAUGCCUCCCGACAUGAGCAGCAACAACAACAGCAGCAGCAGCAGCGCGCAGCUCCGCCUGCCAGUAGCCCGCAGCUGUACGCGCGCGGCGGCGGGAACACUGGCGGCGGGAACCAUGGUGGCGGGAACCACGGUGGCGGGACCCACGGCGGAAACCAUAGUGGCGGGAACCACGGUGGCGGCUACCGGCGCGAGCGAUACACAUACGAGCGCCGCCCGGAGCCGCGGCCGCCGCCCGCGCACCACGACCCCAGGCACCACCAGCCCGACUACACGCAGGUAUCGCCAGCGAAAUUAGCUCUGAGGCGGCACCUGUCACAAGAGCGCCUAGCGGCGCCGGGCGCGCGCACCAUCGGCGACCUGGUGAACGGCGAGAUCGAGCGCACGCUGGAGAUCUCCAACCAGAGCAUCAUCAACGCCGCCGUCAACAUGAGCGCGCGGUACCACGACCGCGACCCGCCGCAGCACCAUCAGCAGCAUCAACCGCUCGAAGGUCUGGCGGCGUGCCUGCAGGAGCGCGUGCUGGCGUCGGCGUACUGGCGCGGCCGCGCCGCCGCCGACGAGCCGCACUCCAACACCUCCACGCCCGUCAACGACGAGCCGCCCGACGCGCACCGCCCCACCGAAGGCGAGGCUGGCGAGGAGGUGGAGGAGAGCAAGUGGCAAGACCGCAUCGCGUUCCGCUUCGACCAGAUCAUCUCGUUCGCGUCCACCGCCAUGGAGGACAAGCGGCGGCGCUCCGACGAGGCCUGCAACACGUCGCCCGACUCCGGCAUCGGCCACGACCAGCGCCCGCCGCAGCCCGCGCCGCCGCCGCCGCGCGACUCGCGCCCGCCUAGCACCACGCCUUUGGGACCACCUUCAGGCCCGGUAGCGGAGCGGCCGUUGAGCGCGGCGGCGGAGGCGCGGUCCCCGUCGCCGCUGGCCGCGCACCACUUCAAGAAGCGUUUCUUCCGGCGCGAGCGCUGGGGCGCGUGGAGCGCCACGCCGCCGCCCGCCGCCGUGGACUGGGAGCGCCCGCCGAUGUGACGCUCGCUGCCGCGCAUUUAGCGUCGUGAUGUCUGUUCACACACACAUCGCCGCUAUUUUCCUAGCGUAAUUAACGGAACACUGCCCGCUGUAACCCAUAGAGGAUAUUCGAUUGUAAUCUAUGUAAAUAGAGACGGUGUAGUACCGUGUUCGCAUUGCGAGCGGCGACCGCGAUCGAGCCCUCCUCGGAUGUUAGCUAUGUCCAUUUUAUUUGUUAUUUUUUUUUUUUCGAAUAUAUAAUGUAAUUAUGUAUAUUAUUGAGUUUAUUUUAUGUUUAAGAUUUGUAAUUAUUUAAUAUUAGGUUAUAAUCGCCGUUUUACUCGGGCGCUCCGGGAGAUGAUCGCGCCGCGGAUUGUAUUUCAUGUGUUCAUUUAGGUCGUAGUCUGAAAUACAUGAUUGAUGACGAUGCUGAAGUUCGUUUUAGCGCCGCGUGCGGUCGUUUGAUGGAUGUUUGUUGUUUUAUGUGUUUUGUUUUUCGAUGUUACGAAAAGCUAGCUCAGUCUGAAUAAUGUUAAUCAUUUCUUUGGGAAGUCUUAAAGUUUAGAUAGCGUUUAACGAUAGCAUGUUUGUAUAUAUUACAGAUAUAAAUUUAUGCAAUGAAGUAACGUCUUGUAGUCUAAUUCGGUAAAUUUAUUCGAGUGCUCCAUGAAGGAGGAUUUAAAUAAUUGGUUUAUAAGGGAAACUGAAUGGAUCGAUUAGAUAAAUAAUUAUUGUAAACGGAAUGUAAAUAACUUACACAUGCUCCGGACAAUCGUGAGGCAAUAGCAAUUAUUAUUUUUUUAAAUCAAACUUAACUAAAUAAGUAAUUAAUAGGGUUUUUAAUGUGUGAGGACAUUAUGAUUUUACCAAUACAAACCGUAUGAAAAUAUUUUAGACUUUCAUGUCAUUGGCGAUUGUUAUUUUUUAUUUCAAAUUUGUUCAUGUAUAGUGCCAAAAUAUCGCCACAUCUUUUUUACUGUAGAAUGACAAUUAGAACGUGGAUACAAGUUGAAUUAGGAUGAAGUCAUGUUAAUACGCACAUUGCUAAAAUGUAUGUUCACUAGAUCAGGAUAAAUAUUACGUUUUGCCUUACUUAAUUAGACGGUCAUAUAAUACAGGGUUUUACAAAAUCACAUGUAUCAACCAACAGAUUUAAUAUAUUAAUUCGCUAGUUUAUAGUGAUAAGAUUGAUUUGAUUGGAAAAUUCUAUGUUUAUACUAAUGAUGUCUGGAAUAUGUGAUUUUAUAUCAUCCUAUAUGUAGUGACAGGAGCAACUGAAAUAGGUAUAUAUUGUAUUCGCUCACGAAGAAUAUCCGCCUUUUAGAAUAAGAUAAAGCAACAAUAAGAAUUCUGUAUGAAUCGGGAAUUAGAUAGUUACAUAAAUUAAAAUUUCUUUGUUUAUGCUAAGCUAAAACAAUAAGCAAUAAUGGUUUGAUUGAAAGUAUGUAAAUUCAUAGCAUGAACACUAGACUAGAUUUAGGGGACCGUUGAUUAUAAAUUGGAAACAAAGUACAUUAGCUUAGCAUAAACAACGCUGAAGUUAUGCAAUUACAUAAACCGUGGCUAUUUAUCUCGAUACUUACUUCCGUUUUACAGUUUUGUUACAUAAAUUAUUAUUUAUGAUAAAUUGAAGAAACAUAAAUUUCCGAGUUUUAAAAAAUGUGUUAUGAAUACAAAAUUAAUCAUUGCUAUAAAUUUGUACGUACGUAUUAUAAAUAUGUAAAUAUUAUAUUAUUCUAAAUCUAAUUUGUGUCCAUAUGCAAGUUCGGACCGUUAUUAUUUGUGCAGGUAGUAAAAAUAAAUUAGUGAACGCGCUAGAGAUUUUUAUACACAUUUUGUCUAAUUGCUGACGUGAUUCAUUUCCAAUUUAUUUCAAAAUUUUGGAUAGGUACUGAUAUUACAUUUUAAUCAUAAUACGUUUUGAAUUUGACUAAAAUAGUUAAUGUGCACUAUUAUAAUGUAGAUAAGACUAUGACACGGUUAAUUGGUACGAUUGUAAGUUUAAUGAUAAACAUGAGCAAUGGUAAUAAUAUUUUGAGACAGAUGAAUAUUGCGUUCAAUGAACGAGAAUUUCAAGACAAUAUAAUGUCUGAAAUACACUAAUGACUCGUUAAGAAUUCCAUAGAGCGUGGUAAAACUGAGCAUACGUGAACGAGACACUCUACUUGUUGAUAACUUGGUAAAAUGAAGUGAACCAUCUUCAGAUUUCUCGUGUUAUUGUGGUAUUUCAGGCAUUGGGGUGCACUGGUUUGAUUGUGCCUGAAUAAAACUCAUCAAUGCCGCUCCAAACCUCAAAAUUGUGUAUUUGUAUACUAAGUAAGCUUAAAUCAAUUCUGAACCAAUAGUAAAGUAGCGUUAUUUCGUCGUAAAUCGAUCUAUUUUGACCGGAUUGCCUCGAAGAGUGAUUACAUUAUUCAGUUUUGACUAAGUUUAUUUUUUGAUGGGGAAAAUGAGCUAAUCUGUGUGACGUUAUAGUGUCUAAAAUAGUACAAAUGAGAAGACUUAUUGUCGUAAGCCUCGGACUAUUCAACAUUGCAAAUGCUAGGUUUGAGAUGUAUCCCUGUGUACUAGUUUUAUUUUGUACUAAAAGUUAAAAAUAAAUGAGUAAUUAAA